CUGUUUGGACGAUUUUUCCAAUUUUUUAAUGAAUUAUUUAAUGAAAUAUUCAAAUAAUAUAUAAAUAUAUUUUUCGCGUACUAUACGGAAUGUCUUUGGAUAAUUACAAUGGUACCCUUGAGUUGUGAGUCAUUGUGGUCAAAGGAAGAAGAUAAGGAGGCUCGGGAAGGAUAGAGGCGGAAGAGGAAAAAUGUUUGUGGCAGAAAAAAGCGCCAUCUUUAACAAGCUCUCCCCCUAUCUGUUUGUGAAGAAAAAUGGCAGAGAAUUCGGAACCAUAUUAGCUAAAAGGAGAGAUUUGCAACCUGAAAAUCCAAGUACUCAAGGAGGAAAAUUCGUCUUCCCCCCAUUGAGGGUUUCGAAUACAAUUCUUGCUAGGUCUGUGGUGGCUGUGCUGGGAUUAGGAUUCAUCGAUGCAGGGUAUAGUGGAGACUGGUCAAGGAUUGGAGUGAUCUCAAAAGAGAUUGAGGACUUGCUAAAGGUUGCUGCAUUUCUAGUUGUUCCAUUCUGUUUGUUCCUCAUAUUUUCUAUCUCCAAAGAACAGGAGGAUUGAAUUCACUGAGGUGGGCUCUUGGGUACUUUUAAUUGUAAGACGAACUGUGUUCUCAUGCUGAAAAUAUAUUUGUGGAUUUAAGGUUUUAAGCUGCCUCUUGCAAUAUUUGUCUGCAUGAGGUGAAGAUUGGUAAUGGUUU
Messenger RNA from Rosa rugosa (rugosa rose), 689 nucleotides. RefSeq lists its product as uncharacterized. Lineage: Eukaryota; Viridiplantae; Streptophyta; Magnoliopsida; Rosales; Rosaceae. Bases 191 to 550 code for a protein of 119 amino acids. The record is from RefSeq and is a predicted model, not a curated record. The transcript has 2 exons.